AUGAAUCUUUUCUUAAACCAAGCAGCUGCUUCUGGUCGGUUUAGAAGUGUUUCCGAUAGACUGGAAAAUGCCAUAUCCUCUUGCUUAACUGGAGUAGUAAGCAAGCUUUAUGCUCCAGGAUUAAUUUCCCUUGGCUUAAAAGAUGAGAUGAUCAAUGGUAAUGAUAUUCCUUCAAAGAAAGCCUCAAAGUUAGUAAGCGAGUUACAAAGGACUCUAAACAAUGAUAAACAUCCUGAGACUUUUCUAAACGAUGUCUGUAAAGUAUUAAAAGAAGUGGGAGAGAAACCAAUCACUGAUAUAGCCAAUGAAUUGGUACCAACUGCUACAGUGUCAUCUAAUGGAAGCAGUAGAUCUACUACUACUAGCAGUGCCAGCAGGCAAACUGUUAGUACUAGUAAUACUGAUAAUGGGAAAAGGACACUAGAUAUAGAGGAUGUUGAAAUGGUAACAAAAGUUUUAAAUAAAGCUUUGUUUGGUGCAACAAAAUGGGUGGACUUGGGCCUGAAGCUCGGUCUAUUGAUGCCAAGACUCAAUGUCAUUAAAGAUGAAGGAGGAGAUGCGUAUAAGCACUUGAGGGUGACUAUAGAAGUAUGGCUAGAGGGAGAAGAUAAUGUAACUAGUAGAACAUGGCAGACUUUGAUAGACGCUGUGGAGGGAACAGGAGAUCGUGCAGCUGCUCAAAGAAUACCCGAUAAACUAAAAACCCUUUACAAUAUUACCCUUUAAUAAUGAUAAUAACAUACCGUAUAGCGGGUUUGUUUUGUGAGGCUAAACUUUCGUUCUUUUCAUUCUUCAAGAUGGGAGAACGAAUAAUUAACCAAACGAAAUUCU
This is a messenger RNA of Amphimedon queenslandica, 831 nucleotides long. RefSeq lists its product as uncharacterized. The transcript has 3 exons. The record is from RefSeq and is a predicted model, not a curated record. Lineage: Eukaryota; Metazoa; Porifera; Demospongiae; Haplosclerida; Niphatidae. The coding region runs from base 1 to 726 and encodes 241 amino acids.